ACCCGCCGCUCGCUGCAGCGGGCGCAUGCGCAGCUCUUCAACGGCGAGGCUUGCGGGAAAGAUGGAGUGUUCUACGCCUGGUACUACGGAGGCUGCGGACUCUGGAGGGGCUGGACAGUACAGCUCCGAGGAACAAGAGGGUCGGGAACCGGACGGAGUCCACUUCGACCGCGAGAGGGCGCGCCGCCUGUUGGAAGCGGUGUCCGGUGCUCAGCCGGCGGGGAGGGAGGAAGUGGAGCACAUGAUCCAGAAGAACCAAUGUCUCUUCACCAACACCCAGUGUAAAGUUUGCUGCGCCAUGCUGAUUUCUGAGUCCCAGAAGCUGUCACAUUACCAGAGCAAAAAACAUGCCAACAAAGUGAAGAGCUACCUAGCAAUCCAUGGAAUGGAGACACUAAAGGGGGACGUGAAGAGGUUAGACUCAGAUCAGAAGAGCAGCAGAAGCAAAGACAAGAACCACUGCUGCCCCAUCUGUAACAUGACCUUUUCCUCCCCUGUUGUGGCACAGUCGCACUACCUGGGGAAGACCCACGCAAAGAACUUAAAGCUGAAGCCGCAGUCCACUAAGGGGGCAGCUCUGUCGAAACACCUUACAAAUCCUUUCCUUGUGGCCUCCACCUUAGCCUUGCACCAGAAUAGAGAGAUGCUAGACCCAGACAAGUUCUGCAGCCUCUGCCAUUCAACCUUCAACAACCCUGUCAUGGCUCAACAACAUUAUAUGGGCAAGAAACACAGGAAGCAGGAGACUAAGCUCAGACUCAUGGCGCACUAUGGGCGGCUGGCAGACCCUGCUGUCUCUGACUUACCAGCCGGGAAGGGCUAUCCCUGUAAGACGUGUAAGAUAGUGCUGAACUCCAUAGAACAGUACCAAGCUCACGUCAGUGGCUUCAAACACAAGAACCAGUCACCCAAAACAGUGGUGUCACCUAUGAGCCAGAUGCCAGAGCAAACGCAGCCCACUCCAAAGGACUCGAGUGUGGUGGAAGACUAGAGAUGUCUCUGCCUGGUCACCUGGUCAGCCUUGUUGGAACAGCCACAAGCCAGUUCCCUGUGAUUGUGGAGCCCUUGGCUCCCUCUUCCUCCUUUCUAAUAUCAGAAGAAUAUGGAGGCAUGAGGCCAAACUGGGUUGCAGACAAUCUCUGACUGGGCCUGGAUGGAGCGCCCCCUAGCCUCCUCUUUAGCAUGACCCUACAGGUCAUGUAGGAGACAGGGCUCCAGAGAAGACCUGAGGUGGUGGUUUAGAGGUUAGCCUUCCCUAGCCCCUCUGGGUACACAUCCUGCAGUCCCAGUAUCUGUUUUUCCGCUCAAGGUCAGUGUGGAGCAAGUUCCUACAGACAGAGGAGAGCACCAUCUCUGGGCUCCAGGCAGCUCCUGAAGACUUCGUCAGGGCAGCAAACCAGAGACUGAGUGGCUGCCAUGUAGAGACUUGGAGCUAAUGUGUCACUUCCCACCCCUCAGAUGUGCAGGCUUGCCUGGUGUAGAUCCUGCCGCCGUGAAGUCUCCUGGAACACACAUGUAGUCCUAACAGCACUGCCAUCUGCUGCCCGUCUCUCCAGGUCCCAAAUGGUGCUCGUAGGCAUCUGCAGUAGCUCGGAGCUUGAGGAGACCUGAGUGCCCUGUGGGAUCAUGGGAUACACCAAAGGGAGCCUUUGUCAUUUAUCAGAGGUGCUGUGACCCAGGGUUGUGUGAGAAAGUCUCCCACCUGCUGUGUUCCUUGACCCUGUGCCCUUAAAGGCAAACUGCCUCCUGCCAGCCUGUUGGAAGGCUGCUUGGUGUUAGUUCUGUGCCCUUGUGUAGUAGACUAUACCCCCGGGUUGCUGUGGUGCUAUCCUUCCCUUGUCAUCUUCAAGGAGAUUUGGGGGACCCAGGAGGAGGACUGGAGAAAUGGUGUGAGGAAAAGGGCCCCAGGCCCUGAACUGAGAGUUUUCUACUGGUGUUUUGUGGCCUGAGAAUCCACUGAGAGUAGUUUAUUUGCUUGUUUGUUUGUUUGUUUUCCACAUAGCUGUGGAACAAGGAUUCUAGGAAGUAUCCCUUCACUUGUUAAUGAAGUUGGGUACCAUAUAGGAAUGGGGGCGGGACUUUAACUUAAACCUUUGGCCACUCAAUCAUCCAAAUAAAGAAUUUCUUCCGUGAACCAAGCUGUAACUUCAGAUCUAGGGAUUAUAGCCAGCCAUGUUGAUACUACUAUAAUAACUCCCCCACCCCCACCCCAGUCAGUAGCCUCCAGGGCCCUUGGUAUUGAUCUUACCCCAGGAAAAGUCUACCUGGUGUCCUAAACCCAGCCCAGUUCAUUGACCCAGCCACCUCCAUCUUUCAUGGUGGCCUCCUGAAGGUCUUGAGAAAAUCUAAUUUGGAAUCUGAUUUGUUCUUGAGAUGGUCAUUCUGGCUGCUGAGUGGAGACUGUCCAUAGGCUGUCUCUGGGGUCAUCCCUUCAGGAUAUCUGCACCAACCUCAUGGCCAGGAUUCUGUGUUAACUUCUGAGCUUCUGAGUGAUUGGGUGAGAGUGCUGAAGGACAGGUGUCCUUUCCCUGCUCAGGGUGAUGAGCCAGAGGCGUUUCCACGAGCUUCUCAUAGGCCUUGGUCCUUUUAAGAGCCUUUUGUGUGGCUUGGAAAUGAUGGGAAAGGGAGCUCCGGCCUUGGAAACGGAUGCAGAUGGGCCAGACCAGGUAGCCUCAGGUCCAGUUCUCUGCAGCUUUCUGUUCUGGGCGCCUGCCCCUAGCCAGCUAUGAGAGGCUCUUCUUAGCUCCUAGAGUAGGUUCUCAGCUUUCCGCUUCCCAACCAUGGGCCGAUGCAGUUUCCCCAGAAUUGUAUGCAGCCCAGUGUGUCAGAAUUAGUAAAGAUUACUAGGUAAAGAUGUGAAGGGGAAGUCAUGGAUGGGCUGACCCGCGUGAGCCCUCGCCUUAUAAGACCUCUUUGUCUAGAGUCAGGAGUCCCUACCAGCUCACGUCCAGCACCACUGCUGUGGAGCCCUAGGGAGGCUCACCCUUGAAAAUCUGAGUUAUAGAGAGUUAUAGCGGGCAUCUGGGAAUGCCCCGGACAUGAGCGCUACCAGCCUGGAGUAUGAAAAGACUGAGAAAUGAACAUCUGGUCUGUAUAACUUUUGAGGUUUUCCAGUUUGUCUGAAGUAGCCAGGCUAGCCUUGAACUGCUGGUCCUCCUGCCUCCACCUCCCUAGACCUGGGGUGAAAGGCGUGUGCCAUCACAUCCAGCUUCAUCUGUUACUGUGUAUGUGAGGGGACAGGGUCUGUAGACCAGGCUGGCCUCAAACUCAGAGAUCCGCCUGCCUCCACCUCCUGAGUGCCGGGAUUAAAGGUGUGUGCCACUGCCACCACCUACAAGAAGUUCAUUUUUUUUUAAAUGCUAUCUAGUAAUCCUUUGAAUCUGUUACAACCGAGCCUUUCUACUGUUGAACAGUUGUGUUUCUCCUUGAAGGUCAUUCCAAAUAAAGCUGCUGUCAAUUUGG
Messenger RNA from Myodes glareolus (Bank vole), 3462 nucleotides. RefSeq names its product zinc finger protein 346 (gene Znf346). Gene Ontology annotation, molecular function: double-stranded RNA binding; zinc ion binding. The record is from RefSeq and is a predicted model, not a curated record. NCBI's taxonomy places the organism in Eukaryota, Metazoa, Chordata, Mammalia, Rodentia, Cricetidae.